This is a messenger RNA of Apiotrichum porosum, 1596 nucleotides long. RefSeq lists its product as uncharacterized. Lineage: Eukaryota; Fungi; Basidiomycota; Tremellomycetes; Trichosporonales; Trichosporonaceae. The transcript has a single exon. Bases 1 to 1596 code for a protein of 531 amino acids. The record is from RefSeq and is a predicted model, not a curated record.
AUGUCCGACCUCAAAGCCCCUCCCCAGCUCCCACCGCGCCCCACCACUCCCAGCGCACCGGGAACACCGCCGACGCCUGGCACACCCACCAGCGCUGCCAGACACCGUUUGCCCCCCGCGCCCGACAUGUCCACGCCUCCGCCUACCCUCCCCACAUGUCCGCGUAUCAUCGCCCCUCCCGCCGCCGUUGACGCUCCAGACCCGCUCGCGCGUGUGGACCCCGGGGUGCGCGCACCGCCUGAGGCCGACUCGUUCAUUCGCGACCCACACAAGCUCAUCGCCUACAUCGUGCCCUUCCCCACUCCAGCCUUGACCGCCGACGUCCCACCCGCCCCUAUCCGUUUCUUGAUCUACACACCGCCUCCCCCGCCUCUUAUGCGUCCCUCCGAGGGCGAGAAGGAGGGUACCACGGGAAAGAUUCAGCGCAAGUGGCAAGAGGAGGUGCGCGCGGCACACACGUCCAACCACAAGGUCCUGUCGUGGCACGGCAUCAAGGCUAAAGUGACCCGCGGUGUCGACUGGGGUGUCUCGCACGUCACGUCUGCCGACCUCGACUUCCUCACACGUGUGCCUACAGACGGCGACAAGCAUAUUGGCGGCCGCAAGGACUCUGGUGCUUCCGUGCCCAGCCUGGCAGCGUCGACGCCGCCUGCGACCACUCCUGCGCCGCAGCCCGUUAUCGCGCCAACGCCCACGCUGCCUGCGGAAACUGCUUAUACAUCCAAGGCUGCGGAAGCGGCCGCCGAGGCGUCGUCUGCCCGCGCUGGUGAGGAGCUCCCAGCCUACACCGAGGUGCCCCAGGCGCCUGCUCCUGUCGUCUUCCCUCCCCACCACGAAGCACCGAGCCUCCCAGCCCGCCGCUCCUCUGACGCCAAGGCUGCUGCUCCCGACGCUGUCAUCCCUUCCUCGGAGACCCCUCUCGCCGCCGAGACUGCUGCCCUCAGGCUCGACGAUGACCACCCUCAGGUCGACGCCGCUCCCGAGCGCGCAACAGUCAAGCUCGAGGAGAUGGUUCUCAUCUACCCUCCCGACAUGGGCCUGACCGAGGACCAGAUCCGCACGGAAUUCGUCAACUCGAUCCUGCGCACCAAGUCCAAGGCCCAGCGCGACGCCGUGAUUGCCACGGGUCUGCUGCCCGUCACCGCCGCGCUCGACUGGGCACUCAUGUUUGUCGGAUGGGUGUUUGGCGGUGCCCUCGAGGUCGACGCCGUGUGGGCCGCAGCCUCGUACAAGGGCGCCAAGACUGCGCGGUCCGUCACCAAGCGUCUCGCGUCGUCGGGCGAGGACUCGCUCAAGCUCGUCGUCCAGCCCUCGGAGCGUGCUGCCGUCCUCACCGAGUUCCUGCACGACAAGUGCGUGGCCGAAGACCACGACCGCUUCCGUUCCCACCCCCGCGUCCCCUCGGCGCACACUGUGCUCGAGGCGAUCGGGUGGGAGUCGUCGGGCAAGUGGGAGAACCAGAACUGGGAAGACGAAAAGUGGGAGCGUAGCCAGGUCGAAAAGGACCUGAGCACCACAAUGGUCAAGGCGGCCGGCGGCUGGGCCAAGUGGUGCGACAAGUAUGAGAAGAAUCCCAAGAAGGCCAUCAAGAAGUGA